CUCACGAGCACACCUUGCCAGCGGGACUACUCUUUGGAGAUACCUCUUUGAAUCAAACAUAUAGUUGGUAUAAAGACUUGGAGCCAGGAUGGCUGAAAGCAACGGGGCCCCACUGUCGUCCUACAUCAUGGAUGAAGAAACUUUAAAGAGGAAGCAGAAGGAGAAGCUGAAGAAGCUGAUGGCGACGGGAGGAAAUCCACGACCGGCUCGCUCGCUGCUGUUCUUCGGGCUGAGGAACCCCGUCAGGAAGGCCUGCAUCAAUAUUGUGGAGUGGAAACCUUUUGAGAUCAUAAUCUUGCUUGCCAUCUUUGCAAAUUGCGUGGCGCUGGCGGUCUACUUGCCCAUGCCUGAGGAAGACAGCAACAACACCAACACCAACUUGGAAAGCUUGGAGUACCUCUUCCUCGUAAUCUUCUCCAUCGAGUGUUUCCUGAAGAUAGUUGCAUAUGGAUUUCUUUUUCAUGCAGACGCGUACUUACGGAACUGCUGGAAUAUCCUGGACUUUGUUUGUGUGUCUGUUGGGCUGUUUACUGUAGCCAUGGAUGCCAUUAACCACAUCAGUGGAGUGGAGGCUCCCGUAGGAGAAAAGGGUGGAGGCUUUGACAUGAAAGCUCUGCGAGCAUUCCGAGUCCUGCGGCCUCUCAGACUGGUCUCUGGAGUCCCCAGCCUGCAAGUGGUGAUGAACUCCAUCUUGAAGUCCAUGCUCCCUCUAUUUCACAUCACCUUACUGGUCUUUUUCAUGGUCACCAUCUAUUCCAUUAUGGGACUGGAACUCUUCAAGUGCAAAAUGCACAAGACCUGCUAUUACACAGGCACAAAUAUCAUUGCUACAGUGACCGAUGAGAAGCCAGCACCUUGUGCCCAAGCAGGGAAUGGUCGGCGCUGCACAAUCAAUGGCACAGAGUGUCGGGCUGGUUGGCCAGGGCCCAACUAUGGCAUCACCCACUUUGACAACCUUGGGUUUUCCAUGCUAACUGUCUACCAGUGUAUCACGACACAAGGAUGGACUGAUGUCCUUUAUUGGGUGAAUGAUGCCAUUGGAAUGGAGUGGCCAUGGAUCUAUUUCACCACUCUAAUCCUGGUUGGCUCAUUUUUUGUCCUCAACCUGGUUCUUGGUGUGCUUAGUGGUGAGUUCACAAAAGAACGAGAGAAGGCCAAGUCCCGAGGAGAGUUUCAGAAACUACGAGAAACCCAGCAGCUUGAUGAGGAUCUCAAAGGUUACAUGGACUGGAUCACUCAGGCUGAAGUCAUAGACAAUGACCAGGACAGACAAGGCUUGCUGUCUAUGGAAAAUGGAGACUCUGAAUGCGGCAGCGUUGGCAAGAUGACUACCAUGCAGCUCAUCAUCUAUUACUACAAACUGGCUCGUAAGUGGAAUCGCUGGUUGAGGCGUAAAUGUAGAGGAUACGUGAAGUCCAAGCUCUUCCGCUGGUGGGUGAUCAUCCUCGUCUUCCUCAACACGCUGGCCAUAGCGACAGAACAUCACAAGCAGUCUGAGAGACUCACCAACUGGCAAGACAACACCAACAAGCUGCUUCUGUCCAUGUUUGCCCUGGAGAUGUUCAUGAAGAUGUACGCUUUGGGGCUCCCCACCUACUUCAUGUCUCUUUUCAACCGCUUUGACUGCUUUGUGGUGAGCACGGGGGUUUUCGAGCUCAUCCUCGUCCACAUGGGCGUCAUGUCAGUGAUGGGUAUCUCUGUGCUGCGCUGCAUACGGCUGCUUCGCCUGCUGAAAGUUACCAGAUACUGGACGUCUCUCAGCAAUCUGGUGGCUUCCCUCCUGAACUCCAUCAGCUCCAUAGCCUGCCUCUUGCUGCUGCUUUUCCUUUUCAUUGUUAUCUUCUCCCUGCUGGGCAUGCAGGUGUUUGGUGGAAAAUUCAACUUCCCUGAUAAACCCAAACCUCGCAGCACCUUCGACAGCUUCCCCCAGGCCCUCAUCACCGUGUUUCAGAUCCUUACAGGUGAGGACUGGAACACCGUCAUGUAUGAUGGCAUCAUGGCUCACGGGGGUCCCUCCAUGCCGGGCAUCCUUGUCAGCAUCUACUUCAUUAUCCUCUUUGUUUGUGGAAAUUUUAUCCUUCUGAAUGUCUUCCUGGCCAUCGCUGUUGAUAACUUGGCUGAGGCUGAGUCUUUGACUUUAGCGCAAAAAGAGAAAGCUGAAGAGAAAAAUCGCAAAAAAGCUCUCCGGGUUAACAUGUCUGACAAGGCUUCAGAAGAGAAAGCAAAUCUGGCAAAGAAGCUGGCAGAGCAAAGAGCUAAAGGUGUAGAGGGCAUCCCGACAACUGCCAAGCUCAAAAUUGAUGAGUUUGAAUCAAAUGUCAAUGAGAUCAAAGACCCCUUCCCGCCAGCAGACUUUCCAGGUGAUGAUGAGGAGGAGGACCCUGAUAUUCCAGAAAGUCCAAGACCUCGUCCCAUGGCCGACCUGCAGCUAAAGGAGGAAGCCGUGCCCAUGCCAGAAGCCAGCUCUUUUUUUAUCUUUGGGCCUCAGAACAAGUUUCGGAAGCUCUGCCAUCGAAUCAUCAAUGCGACUACUUUCACCAACAUCAUCCUGCUCUUCAUCCUGCUGUCAUCCAUUUCUUUAGCUGCUGAGGAUCCCAUCGACCCCAUGUCCUUCAGGAACCUGGUGUUGGCCUACGCUGAUAUUGUCUUCACUUCCGUGUUCACAGCGGAAAUCGUUCUAAAGAUGACCACAUAUGGUGCUAUUCUUCACGAAGGGUCUUUCUGUCGAAACUCGUUCAACAUCUUGGAUCUUUUGGUGGUCAGUGUAUCCCUGCUGUCCAUGGGCAUGGAAUCCAGUGCCAUCUCAGUCGUCAAGAUCCUCCGAGUGUUGAGAGUCCUGCGGCCCCUGAGGGCCAUCAACCGGGCCAAAGGACUGAAGCACGUGGUUCAGUGCGUGUUUGUUGCCAUCAAGACCAUUGGAAACAUCGUCUUGGUUACAAUGCUGCUGGAUUUCAUGUUCGCUUGUAUCGGAGUCCAACUUUUCAAAGGCAAAUUCUAUUCCUGCACUGAUCCAGACCAGAUGACUGAGGAAACGUGCAAAGGAUGGUAUAUCAGGUAUCAGGAAGGAGCUCUUCAUGAGAUGGAAGUCCAUAAGAGGGUAUGGACCAACUCUGAACUAAACUUCGACAACAUGCUCAACGGCAUGCUGUCUCUCUUCACCAUUUCUACCUUUGAAGGAUGGCCAAAGCUACUGUACAAAGCUAUUGACUCAAAUCUGGAGGAUAAAGGCCCAGUGUACAACAACCGUGUGGCCAUCUCCAUCUUCUUCAUCAUCUACCUCAUCCUCAUCGCCUUCUUCAUGAUGAACAUAUUUGUGGGCUUUGUCAUCGUCACCUUCCAGGAGCAAGGAGAGCAAGAGUACAAGGACUGUGAGCUGGAUAAAAAUCAGCGUCAGUGUGUUCAGUAUGCUCUGAAGGCCCGACCUCUACGAUGCUACAUUCCCAAAAACCCGUACCAGUACCAGGUGUGGUACAUUGUCACCUCCUGCUACUUUGAGUACCUCAUGUUCCUCCUCAUCAUGCUCAACACCAUGUGUCUGGGAAUGCAGCACUGCAACCAGUCGGAUCAUGUGACCCACCUCUCUGACAAGCUCAACGUGAUCUUCACUGUGCUCUUCACCGUGGAGAUGAUCCUCAAACUCGGGGCCUUCAAAGCUAAGGGUUAUUUUGGCGACCCCUGGAACGUCUUUGACUUCGUCAUUGUCAUUGGAAGUGUGGUGGAUGUGAUUCUGAGUGAAAUCGAUGGUGCACUGGCUGCAUCUGGAGGACUUUACUGUCUACAUGGCUGCACGGAAGUGGAUCCCAUGCAAGCAAUCGCAUCUUCAGAGAACAUGAGUGUGUCCGUCACAUUCUUCAGACUCUUUCGGGUUAUGCGUCUGGUGAAGCUUCUGAAUCGCUCUGAGGGGAUUCGGAAUCUUCUGUGGACCUUCAUCAAGUCCCUUCAGGCUCUUCCAUAUGUGGGGCUGCUCAUUCUCAUGCUGUUCUUCAUCUACGCUGUGGUUGGAAUGCAGAUAUUUGGUAAAAUUGCGUUGGUUGAUGGCACGGUCAUCAAUAGAAACAACAACUUCCAGACGUUCCCUAUGGCAGUGCUGCUGUUGUUAAGAUGUGCUACGGGAGAGGCGUGGCAUGAAGUGAUGUUGGCAUGUAUGUAUGGGAAGAAGUGUGACCCCAAAUCAGACUUCCUGCCUGGAGAAGAGUACACCUGUGGGGCCAACUUCGCCAUCAUCUACUUCAUGAGCUUCUACAUGCUCUGUGCUUUUCUGAUCAUAAACUUGUUUGUGGCUGUCAUCAUGGACAAUUUUGACUAUCUGACCCGUGAUUGGUCCAUCCUUGGCCCACAGCACUUGGAUGAAUUCAAGAAAAUCUGGGCAGAAUAUGAUCCAGAGGCCACUGGGCGUAUUAAGCACCUUGAUGUUGUCACUCUUCUGCGGAGAAUACCUCCUCCUUUGGGUUUUGGCAAGUUCUGCCCUCAUCGAAUCGCCUGUAAGAGAUUAGUGUCGAUGAACAUGCCUCUCAACAGUGAUGGAACAGUCACCUUCAAUGCCACCCUGUUUGCCCUGGUCAGAACUGCUCUGAAGAUAAAGACAGAGGGUAACUUUGAAAAAGCCAACGAGGAGCUGAGAGCAAUCAUCAAGAAGAUCUGGAAGCGCACCAGUAUGAAACUACUGGACCAAGUCAUCCCACCAAUUGGAGAUGAUGAAGUAACAGUGGGGAAGUUCUAUGCCACCUUCCUUAUCCAGGAUUAUUUCAGGAAACUUAAGAAGAGACAGGAAGAGUACUACGGGUACCAUCCUUCUAAGAAGAGUGCUACUAAUGAGAUACAGGCUGGACUGAGGAACAUCGUUGAGGAGCCGCCGGCAGAGCUCCAUAGAGCAAUUUCUGGAGACCUGGUGGCUGACGAUGAGUCUGAUGGAGCACUGGAAGGCUUGUUGAGGAGACAGGGAAGUCUGUUUGGAAACCCAUCUGACCAUUUUGCUGCUGAGACUGAAGACGCAAACACCAGCCAACGCCCUCUACAGAUGGCAGAGGGUCUCAUCAACAGUGACACGACGCACAGCCCGUAUGAACAGACGUUUGGAAGAUCAGGCUUUUGAUGGUCAGUGAGAGGACUUCAGAGACGAGACAUCACCGGAACCAAGCAGGAGUUCCCGACACAUGAAAGACGGACUCAGAUAAAGGGGCUGUGAAGGUUACCUGACCCCCACCACCACCACCGGACAACAAAGAAUCAUGUUAGCAGAACAAAACAUGGAGGUUGUGGUGAAAUGUCUUUUUUUUUCAAUCUAUUCAUCUUGGUACAGCUUUUUAGCAAUUUUCAUACCCAUCCAUUUAUCCAUCCAUCCAUUUUCUUCAACCGCUUAAUCCUGUCCAGGCUCCCAGGGGUCUGCUGGAGCCUGUCCCAGCUCAUUACAGGACAAAGGCAGGGGUCCACCCUGGACGGGUCAUUUUCACAUCCAUUUUGAUUCAUUUGUUUUAUUUUUGUUCUAAUAUUCAAUUUACCAUACCGCUUGGCAGACUGUCUUGUUUUUAGGGGCAUCGGCGUUGUAGCACUUGUACCUUUUCAGAGGUUCGGGGAUGUUAAGCAGGUCAAUAAUUAUGGCUUCAGAAAAAUCCAGAUCAAGUGUUUCAUUCUGAGACGAAACCAUCACAUCAGCUUCCUUUCAAGCACUUGAUGAUGACAAGAUUCUCCUGGGGAUCUUUAUUUAUUGCAGUUAGCUCGUGGCUAACUGCCAGUUGCACAAAUCAGGGCCAAAUCAUGUGGCCCCAUGAUUAGUGGCACCUGACUAUAACGUUUUAGGUCCUAUAGAAGAAGUAAUGGGGGUAUUAAAUGUUGCUGACAUGAUGUUUCUCUUUUGUUUCUUUGUCUUAAUUAUUUUUUCUAUUAUUUUUAUCAUCAUUACUAUUAUCAUUGUCUUCACUUUUGUUAAAAUUGCCCAGUUGGCCCAAAAGGCCCAACAAAAGUCAGGCUGUUUUCUGUGUUUAUGUUUUAGAUUUUCAGAAUCAAACAAGCAAAACAUAGAAACUAAUGUAAGUGGAAGUAUGUCUCUGCAGGGAUGUGUUAUUAUGGUUUCAUGGUUUUUAUUUCUGUGUAAAACAUCAGAACCUCAGAAGUGUCCUCAAACUGAAUUAUCUUGCCAUUUAGUGAAUUAUUAAAUGUUACUCCUAAAGGUUAAAUAUUAACUCUAAAUGCUACAGUAAAUCUAAAUCAUAAUCUGUUUGGUUAAAUGAACUAAAAUGUUAAAUUACAAUAUAAAUGUUAAAUACAAAAUAUUUAUUGUGAAACUAAAUAUUUGGCUUAAAUGCAAAGUCACACUGGGAUGAAGCUAAAUAAAAUAAUGAAUUAAACCCAAUUUAUCAUGGGAAAUUAAUACAUGUAUUUACAUAAUCCUGAUAAUAACUACCUAGAAUAAAUACAUACAUUUAAAACAUGUGUUUGGGGGAGUCUUUUUCCUCCAAUUAUGUGCUAGAUGUGAAAAAUGUUGCUGUCAUUUUCAUCAUGAAACUCUUUACAAAAAGUUUUACUCUUAAUGCGUAUGUCACCUGGCAAUAAAAGGAAGCUGGA
Molecule: messenger RNA, 6561 nt
Organism: Cololabis saira (Pacific saury)
Lineage: Eukaryota; Metazoa; Chordata; Actinopteri; Beloniformes; Belonidae
Product: dihydropyridine-sensitive L-type skeletal muscle calcium channel subunit alpha-1-like
Exons: 42
Coding region: 89-5092 (1667 amino acids)
Biological process (GO): calcium ion import across plasma membrane
Cellular component (GO): membrane; voltage-gated calcium channel complex
Molecular function (GO): calcium ion binding; high voltage-gated calcium channel activity
Source: RefSeq, a predicted model, not a curated record